This is a messenger RNA of Knipowitschia caucasica, 1005 nucleotides long. Lineage: Eukaryota; Metazoa; Chordata; Actinopteri; Gobiiformes; Gobiidae. The record is from the annotation of a GenBank genome assembly.
AUGGAUCACCCUCCCCCCCCCACAGAUCACCCUCACGGAUCACCCUCCCCCCCACCCACAUGGAUCAACCCCCCCCCCACGGAUCCCCCUCCCUCCCCGAUCACCCACAUGGAUCACCCUCCCCCCACCCUCAUGGAUCACCCUCACGGAUCACCCCCCCCCCCCACACACGGAUCCCCCUCCCUCCCUGAUCACCCUCAUGGAUCACCCCCCCCACGGAUCACCCUCAUGGAUCACCCUCCCCCACCCACAGAUCACCCUCACGGAUCACCCUCCCCCCCACCCACAUGGAUCAACCCCUCCCCCCCCCCCCCCCCCACGGAUCCCCCUCCCUCCCCGAUCACCCUCAUGGAUCACCCUCAUGGAUCACCCACAUGGAUCACCCUCAUGGAUCACCCUCCCCCCACCCUCAUGGAUCACCCUCAUGGAUCACCCUCACGGAUCAUCCUCAUGAAUCACCCUCAUGGAUCACCCUCAUGGAUCACCCUCACGGAUCACACUCAUGGAUCACCCUCAUGGAUCACCCUCAUGGAUCACCCUCAUGGAUCACCCUCACGGAUCACACUCAUGGAUCACCCUCAUGGAUCACCCUCCCCCCACCCUCAUGGAUCACCCUCAUGGAUCACCCUCACGGAUCAUCCUCAUGAAUCACCCUCAUGGAUCACCCUCAUGGAUCACCCUCACGGAUCACACUCAUGGAUCACCCUCAUGGAUCACCCUCAUGGAUCACCCUCACGGAUCACACUCAUGGAUCACCCUCAUGGAUCACCCUCAUGGAUCACCCCCCCCACCCUCAUGGAUCACCCUCAUGGAUCACCCUCAUGGAUCACCCUCAUGGAUCACCCUCAUGGAUCACCCUCAUGGAUCACCCUCAUGGAUCACCCUCAUGGAUCACCCUCAUGGAUCACCCUCACGGAUCACACUCAUGGAUCACCCUCAUGGAUCACCCUCCCCCCACCCUCAUGGAUCACCCUCAUGGAUCACCCUCACGGAUCAUCCUCAUGA